AUGGCUUUUCGGGCUCAGUUCGAGGGGCAUAAUGACAUUGGAGUGUUUGCACGUCUAACGAAUGCGUACUGUUUGGUUUCAAUUGGCGGAUCGGAGGGAUUUUACAGUGUAUUUGAAGCCGAGCUUGCUGACAGCAUUCCGGUUGUUCACGCUAGCAUUGCUGGGAUCCGGUCUGUUGGAUGUCUGACAGCAGGAAACAAGCACGGUCUUCUAAUCCCUCACACGGCUACAGAUCAGGAACUGGCACAUUUGAACAACAGUCUGCCGGACAGCGUAAGCUGUGUCAGAAUUGAGGAACGCCUAUCAGCCUUAGGCAACACUGUGGUGUGCAACGAUUAUGUUGCACUUAUUCAUCCGGAUCUUGAUAAGGAAACCGAGGAAAUCAUAAGUGAUGUCCUGAACGUCGAGGUGUUUCGCAGUGUUGUGGCUGGUGAAGCACUCGUUGGUACUUAUUCCUGUUUGACCAAUCACGGAGGUCUUGUACACCCACAAACCAGUGUGGAAGAACUCGAUCAGCUUAGCAGCUUAUUGCAACUUCCUCUUGCCGCAGGGUCCGUCAAUCGCGGCAGCUCGCUAAUCGGGAGCGGUUUGGUUGCUAAUGAUUGGGUGGCAUUCUGUGGUCUAGACACGACGAGUACAGAGUUAUCACUGAUCGAAUCUGUGUUUCAAUUGACGGAGUCGAAUGCUGGUGAUGCAACGCGGCCAUUGCGCGAGGCAAUUCUGGAAAGGUCAGUGAAUUUUUUGUAG
This is a messenger RNA of Hydatigera taeniaeformis, 747 nucleotides long. The record is from the annotation of a GenBank genome assembly. Lineage: Eukaryota; Metazoa; Platyhelminthes; Cestoda; Cyclophyllidea; Taeniidae.